CACUCAACCACAGCGACGGUAGGUACCGCUGUAUCACACCUUGUCCGCACGAAACGUCAGUGAUAGCGGAUAGAAAAACAGUGAACUGAAAACUAUCGACUGAAAAAACGUGUUCGCCCGAGAAUUCGAUAAUUAUUACUAAUUUAUAAUAUAAUAAAGCUAAUAGUACGUUCUAGUUUGCAAUAAGUGAAGCCUAUUGCGGUUAUUGUGAAUCUUACAUCUAAUAGUACGGUGGUAAUCCUUACAAACUAAUAGUACGGAUAGUAAGCGUAGGUUAGUAGAUACAUGCAAUGCUUGAUAUAUGCAAUCACAGUUUAGACUAGAUAAGAUUAAAAUUUGAUAUUUGUGCUACAGCUGCUGUUCUGGAAACAAAAAAGAGAAGAGUGCCUUAAGCGUCUAAUAUUAAAAAUAAGUACCAAACACUCAAGAAACAGUAUUCCCACAUCCGAUCCUGUAACGAUACACUGAAGGGACACUAAACGUAAGUCUAUCAUAUCUACAGUUAAAAUAAUCAAUAUUUACAAAAAAUAUUCAUGUAAAAAAACAACAACAAUAUGCACAACAACAAAAUAACGAAAUACUUAUAUCAUUUUAUAAUUAUAAUCUCUCACGAUAGGAAUUUUUUAACGCUAGUUGUAAUACACGUUAUAAAAUCGGAAAACCGUCUAUCUUUUCGUUGCAUCUUGCAACAUUUUAAAAAAUUCGUUUAUGGUGAUCGGGGAAGCUGGAAUUAUGGCGCCAAAGAAGCCAAGUGUGAGUUGUGGUAUGUGCCGGGAUCCGGACGAUAGUCGGAUGGUUAGCUGCGACGAUUGUGGAUCGUGGUUCCAUUUCAAGUGCGUGGGUGUGAAUGAAGACAUCGAGGAGGUAGAUUGGAGUUGUUCAGCGUGCGUGGCAAAACGGACAGAUCAAAUCUCAUCGGUCAACAUCAAUCCUGCAGGAAAUGGAACGGGUCCAAAAUUGACGGGCGAACAAGAGCAAGCUAAACAACUCAGCGAAUUCCAGAAGAAGUUGGACCAGAUGCAGGCAAAGUUUGAAGAACAGCAGCGUACGUACCAGGCGCUGCUUACAGAAAAGGAUCGUCAGUUGGAGUCUGUGGUGACAGAUCUCAAGAUCCAGUUUGAUCGUCGUAUGGAAGCCAGAGAGAGAGAAAUUCGCGAGGAGUUGAGCAUUCCGACCGCUCCACCGUCUGCAAAUUCGACGACUGUAGGAGGAACGAACAACCGGUCAUCGAAUGAAGUGAAAAUGGCGAUGGAGAAAAUGGAAAAGCAGCUCGCGGAGAUGUCGAAGAAGCAGGAUCAGCAAACGAGGACUCUUGAGGAGCGAAUUCGGGCGAUGGAAAUCAACAGAAGUCGAUCAAACGUAUCCGAUUCCGAUCCCAACGAGCUCAGCCGAAGUCAACUGGCCGCGCGGCACGCAGUGACGAAAGAGCUGCCUACGUUUUCGGGCAAUCCGGAAGAGUGGCCUCUUUUUAUUUCGACGUACGAAAGCAGUACCAGGAUGUGCGGUUUCAGCGACGAAGAAAACCUUCUUCGACUCCAGCGUAGCCUGAAGGGGAGAGCCCUCGAGACCGUUCGAAGCCGGUUACUGCAUCCAGCGGGACUUGCAGGUGUCAUUAGGACGUUAAAAACGCUGUACGGGCGGCCGGAAGUUAUCGUCCACUCGCUAGUCUGCAAGAUUCGGGAAAUGCCAUCGCCGAAGACGGAGAAGUUAGGAACUCUGAUCGAUUUCGGUGUUGCAGUCCAGAACAUGUGUGCGACGAUCGUGGCAAGUGGACUAAACGAGCACUUGUGCAACGUGGCACUUCUUCAAGAGCUCGUCGAAAGACUACCAUCAACCGUGAAGCUCGACUGGGCGAAACAUCGUUCAACGUUACAGGCGGUGACACUCGAUGACUUCAGCAAAUGGUUGGAGAUACUCGUGGAAGCGGCAUGCGUGGUAACGAUUCCAUCAACGAUCAGUGCGUACGCUAGCAAGCCUGAGAAGCGUAUACGGAAGGAGGAAGUUCAUGUUCACCUCCAAUCCAGCUCCAGUCAAGCGGCGGCAGGAUCGACGGCCUCUACGACGUACCCCAGAAAUACAACGAAGCCAGCAGCGUCGAAACAGUGUGUCAUUUGCCAAGGAGGAUGUAGCAGUGUGGGAUCAUGCAGGAAGUUUCAAGACCUGGAUAUCGGGGCAAGAUGGGCAGCGCAGAAGCAGAACAAGUUGUGCCGGAAGUGUCUGGCGAAGCAUUUCGGAGCGUGCGCAGUGAAGCAAGCUUGCGGAAGAAACGGCUGUUCAUACAUGCAUCAUGAGCUGCUACAUGAUGAUUCCAGAUACCAGCGAGCAGAAAAUUCCUCAACGGUGAAUUCCCAAGGCGCGGCAGAAACACCUGUCGAACAGUGCAACACUCACGUCAGUUACGUCAGCAAGAUUCUCUUCCGCUACGUUCCAGUCAUCCUACACGGACGAGGCAAGCUCGUUCGCACUGUCGCAUUUUUGGACGAAGGCUCAUCGGCGACGCUGAUGGAGCACAGCUUACUAGACGAGUUGGAGCUGGACGGAGAGUCGUAUCCGUUGUGCCUAGGCUGGACGGGAGAUCAUCAACGACAGGAGAUGAAGUCCGUGAUGUUACCUCUGGACAUUUCCGGAACGCGCGGUGGAGAGAAAUACCGACUGUCGAAAGUCCACACGGUGGAGAAUCUGUCGCUACCGCAGCAGACGUUGAAGAUGGCAAAGCUAGCAUCCGAGUAUGAGCACCUGGACGGCGUAUCAGCGGAUUCUUAUCACAACGUUCGGCCGCGGAUACUCAUCGGUAUAGAUAACUGCCGUUUGGGUCAGGCGUUGGACAGCAGGGAAGGUGGCAAAGACGAACCGAUUGCCGCUAGAACACGCCUAGGAUGGAUAGUGUUCGGACCAUGCUCUACGACAUCUCAUCCAACGACGAACUUCACAGCGCACCACAGUAUUCACGUGUGUCCGUGCUGCGAGCAAAGUGACGCGGAUCUUCAUAACAUGGUGAAAACGUACAUGUCCCUAGACAGCACGGGAGUAAUGAGUUCCGUUAAACCUCUCUUAUCGAAGGACGACGAGCGAGCGGAGCAGUUGCUGAAAUCGUUGACGCGUGUGAAGGGCAAGCGAAUGGAAACCGGACUGCUUUGGCGGUGUGACGAUGUUCGACUGCCGGACAGCAAACCGAUGGCGAUGAGACGGCUGAUCUGUUUGAAGAAGCGAAUGCAGCGGGACCCGGCGUUGGCUGAAGCGGUGAAGGAGAAGAUUCGGGAUUACGAACGAGCCGGGUACAUCGAGAAGCUGACGAAGAACCAGUUAGCCGAGAAAUUCGAUCGGGUUUGGUAUCUCCCAAUCUUUCCGGUUGUCAACCCAAAUAAACCGAAAAAGAUGCGCUUGGUUUGGGACGCAGCAGCUAAAGUCUUAGGACUCUGCCUGAAUUCAUUUCUAUUAACGGGACCUGAUCAUCUCACCUCUUUGGUCUUCGUUCUACAACGUUUCCGGGAGUUCCGUAUAGCCAUCACCGGCGACAUUCGGGAGAUGUUUCUGCAGAUCUUGAUGAACUGGUUCGAUCAACAGUGCUUGAGAUUCCUAUGGCGGGACGGCGAGCAAGAUCGCAGCCCAGACGUCUACGUUACGAAAGUGAUGACCUUCGGAGCGACGUGUUCACCAAGUACUGCGCAGUACGUGAAGAACUACAACGCGGAGCGGUUCCAGGAUGAGUUUCCACGAGCGGUAGAAGCAAUCGUGAAGGAGCACUACGUCGACGAUAUGCUGUCAAGCGUAGAGACGGAAGAAGAGGCGAUAAAGUUGGCGAAAGAUGUCCGGCACGUCCACGCAGAAGCGGGCUUUGAGAUCCGGAACUGGCUAUCAAAUUCGAAUCGAGUGCUGCAGGAGUUGGAUGCGAGUCCCGGGGAGAAGAGUUUGAAUCUUUCGGGCGAGAUGGCCACGGAGAAGGUUCUUGGCAUGUGGUGGUGUACAGCGACUGAUACGUUUACCUACAAAAUUCCUCCGAGAGUCAACGCCGAGCUGCUGCAAGGUGACAUCGUUCCAACGAAAAGGCAGAUCUUAAGCACGCUGAUGACCAUCUACGAUCCGCUGGGACUACUGGCGCACUUCUUAAUGUUCCUGAAGAUACUGUUGCAGGAGAUUUGGCGAAGUGUUGUAGGCUGGGACGAGUCCAUCAAAAGUGAGCAGUUCGAGAAAUGGCAGACCUGGUUGCGCGUCCUCCCGCAAGUGGAAUCGGUCAGCGUGCCAAGGUGUUACCGAUCGAAGACGAGCAUAAGCGAGCGGAAUUCGAUUCAGCUGCAUGUGUUUGUGGAUGCGUCGGAGAACGGCUUCGCUGCAGUCGCCUAUCUGCGGUUCGAAGAGGAUGGAGAGGUUGAGUGUGCGCUCAUCCGUGCGAAGACUAGAGUAGCUCCACUACGAUUCGUGUCGAUUCCCAGACUAGAACUACAGGCAGCAGUCAUCGGUGCCCGUCUAGCGAACGACGCCAUGGAGACGCACAAGCUGAAGCCUACGCAAAGAUUCUUCUGGACGGAUUCACGCAACGUCCUCAGUUGGCUGAAUUCCGAUCACCGGAAAUAUCAUCAGUUUGUUGCGGUACGGAUCAGUGAAAUGUUGGAGUUGACGGAAUCAUCGGAAUGGAACUGGGUUCCGACGAAGCUGAACGUCGCUGACGAUGCAACAAAGUGGCAGAAUCUCCCGGAUCUUUCUCCUAGCAGUCGCUGGUUCCGUGCUCCGGAGUUCCUGUGGGGACCGAAAGAGGGAUGGCCAGUCAUCGAGUCCAAGUUCGAUCAUACCGCAGAGGAGAUACGGGCGCAUGUGCAGCACCAUUCCGUCGAACGCGCUCUAUUCCGGUGGGAAGAUUUUUCGAGAUGGAACCGUCUUCUUCGACACGUUGCCUUCAUUCAACGAUUUCCGUCGAAUCUACGUCGGGGGCGGUGCUGCGAAUGA
This is a messenger RNA of Uranotaenia lowii, 4941 nucleotides long. RefSeq lists its product as uncharacterized. Bases 709 to 4941 code for a protein of 1410 amino acids. The transcript has 2 exons. The record is from RefSeq and is a predicted model, not a curated record. NCBI's taxonomy places the organism in Eukaryota, Metazoa, Arthropoda, Insecta, Diptera, Culicidae.